AUGGCCGACGACGCGCCCACGACCCUGUUCAGCGACCUUGAGGAUGUGCCCGAGUCGCCGCGCGUGACUCGGCGAACAAUUCUGCGCAAGCGCUCAACAAAAUCCACGAGCAGCUCGGCCCCAGCGACUCCUCGAACGCCCGCUGUGCGCGAGCAUGAAGACCGUGACGCAGCCCCACCAGCUGUUGGCUCGCUUGCUUCAGGUCUCUGGCACAUUUUGAGUCUGAACAGCUUCCUCGUCGCUGUCGGGUUUGUCCUCUUCCUCAUCGCCGAAUUUGGCACCGACUCCCCCGGCCUUGAGGACACGCUGGCCAUGAUGGGACUCCUUAGUGCCGCCACGGGCAUUGUCAUCACGUAUACGCGCGGCGGUUCCCAGGCCCACACCAACUGGACCCACUUCCAACCCUUGCAGGGCGGUGUCCGCUUUGUCGCUCUGCAAAUAUCAGCCUGGACUCUCUUCUUCUUCUUUCUUGCCGCACCCAUCAUGCCCUUUGGACUUGCCCUCCUGUAUCCGAGCUUGGCCCUGCGUGGUCUCAAACUCGGCGCUGGCGUCCUAGCGCUGCUCACCCAAAUAGUAAUGAUUGCAAGCUUGCUGACAUACUACAAACCGGGCACCGAGCCAUCUAGUACAGGGUCCCAAGAGCCCGGCCAUUCAAUUCAUCGGGAUGUCAUCGCCUUUUUACAGUCUGUGCAAGGCCAUCGGUGGUGGCUGAGCUUCAUGGGCCUUCAGGUGCUGCUAGCGACAUCCGGCCUUGGUGUCGCGGUUAUGGCCGAGGCUUAUGAAGGAACCUCGGCCGCAGUCCUCGUCUUUAUCGCGUUUUGCUGUUUCUCCUUCGCCCUCUUCCUCACCUAUGGUAUCGGCGGCCUCUGGAAGCACCACAAGCGCCAGUGGACCUUUUAUCAGCCUUUUGUUGGCGGUGCCGUUUUUGUUCUGCUACAGGUAAUUUAUGAUGGCCGUACUCCGCUGAGCCGAGCUGAUCGUCAUAUCUUUGGGUUCUCCCCCCACGGCAUUUUCCCGAUCACAGCCGCCUAUGGCACACGCAGCCGCGCAGUCACGCUGGCUGGCUUUCGGGCCGGGCUGCGUCGCAAGGGUUCGGUAUUGCUUGUACCGGGUGGUCAGCUCGAAAUGCUGUUCAGCGACUCACGCAAAAAGGACAUUUAUAUUGACAGCUCGCACAAAGGCUUCAUCAAAAUUGCACUGCGGGAAAAGUCCAAGGACCCUUUGCGACGUCAUUACUUGGUACCGGUGUACUCUUUUGGCGAGCCGGCGGUGCUGGAUAAUAUUCGAACACCUCUUUGGUUGCAGCGAUGGGUCACCAAAACCUUUGGAGCCAACGUGAUUUUUGUUCCCUAUGGUGCAUACGGGUUGCCUGGUGUGCCUCGUCCCGCGAAGGUGACCUUGUUAGUCGGCGAGGCUGUGGAAGUGCCCUACGUGGCGCGGCCUUCGGCACGUCACGUCGACUUGCUGCAGCAGCGUUACCUGCACUCGUUACAAACGGCCUUUGAACGGCACAAGCGCCAAGUCCAAGGUCAUCACCAGGACGAUCGGCUCGAGAUUCAGCCCCCCGUUUGCUUGCUCUCACCUGAGGACUUUGAUGCAGCGUGGAAGGUCCUCGAGAGGGAAGUUAUCACACAGGAGGCUCGCAACAAGCCCCAGCGUACCAGCACGCUGGAGUUUACCUGGAUGGGUCUUCUGCUCAGUGUGCUGUUUUGGACUGUGGUGCUUUUGGCAUAUGGGCCGGCUUUCACGCCCGAUGUGGUUGGGUCAAACUUGACUGUUGCCGAAUGA
Messenger RNA from Monosiga brevicollis MX1, 1788 nucleotides. RefSeq lists its product as uncharacterized. Gene Ontology annotation, biological process: lipid metabolic process. The record is from RefSeq and is a predicted model, not a curated record. Bases 1 to 1788 code for a protein of 595 amino acids. Lineage: Eukaryota; Choanoflagellata; Craspedida; Salpingoecidae. The transcript is spliced from 8 exons.